ACAAAGGGGGUAGGUGGGAGCGGGGAGUGGGUUGGAGAAUUGGCCUGGCCGGUCCCCCCUCCGGCUCCGCUCCGGGAGCGAAACCGAGAGCUGAGUGUCCGAGGGGCUGCCUCCGCCGGGGGGCCGGGCUGAAUGGGGCCGGCGACUAAACCCGGGGAGCAGGUGGCCCCAGGCUGUCUCGCCGCUUCUCCCUUCUGAGAAGGAGACGAGUCCUGGGCGCCGCGGCGGGUCUGCGCAGGUGCAGAACUCAAAACAUGACCAACAAGAUACAUAGCCAAUGUUCAGAACUAAUUUGGCUAGAACUGGAAUACAAUUGUCGACAGCAUAUCCACAAGGAAUCGGAAAAGCCAAUCUAAUGGCUAACAAGAAAGAACCUCCGUUCUUUAAUGAAGAUAACGUGGGACCAUUUUACUACAAGCUGCCUUUCUACGAGACUAUGGAGCUCUUCAUUGAGACACUGACGGGGACAUGCUUUGAGUUGAGGGUUUCACCUUUUGAAACUGUCAUCUCUGUGAAAGCUAAAAUUCAAAGAUUAGAAGGCAUUCCUAUCUGUCAGCAACAUUUAAUUUGGAAUAGCAUGGAGCUUGAAGAUGAUUAUUGCUUGAAUGAUUACAACAUUUCAGAAGGUUGUACCUUGAAACUGGUAUUGGCUAUGCGUGGUGGACCAAUAAAUACUAGAAGAGUUCCAAUGGAAGACCCUCUUAGGGAAAUGGCUGAAUACAUGGAUUCCAGUCGUGAUGAGGUCUGGGAGAAGGCCUCAUGCAACAAACAAGUCACCUUUUUGGUAUACCGAGAAGGAGAUCAGUUGAAUUUCUUCCGAGUAGUAGAUAGGGGAGAUGGCACUUUAACACCAUUAUCUGAAUCCUUAAGUGGUGGUUCCGUUUAUAAUUUAUAUACAGAUGAUGAUGAAGAAAUUGAACCUUCUCCCUCUGGGCAACAGAUAAUUGAAAAUUCAAUCACUAUGAACAAAAUGAAGCUGCUGAAAGCAAAAAUGGAGACCAUGAACCUCAGCAAAAAGCCUAAGAAAACUGUCAAGGUAAAACCUCGUCCACCUAUGGCUCCUCGACCUUCCAGUGGUUCAAUGGCAGCUGCUCGUCACAGAUUGUUGAGAGUACUCCCCCACAUUGGACAGUCUUGCCUGCCUCCACCUGGAAAUUCAUAUCCUGCUGAGCCUUCCCAGAACACACUUUCAGCCUUGGCUACUUUGGCCACCGCUGGUCGACCUAUACCGUCUAUUGCUAAGGAAAGCGAUAACUGGGAGAGCACCACACUUUCCCAUUCAAUCAGUAGCAUUAAAUCACCAGCUAAAGUAUCUCAGGUUGAAUUAGAAAGCACCAAACAGUCCAUCCCAGAUGCUGUCCUCCCUCUUGUGUCACCUCUGUCCACACAGACAGAAAUGUUUUCAGAAAAUUUAAUAUCUAAAACAGAGGAAGACACGAUCAUAUUUCCAAAUGUGGAGUUGUGUGCCACUGAAGAUUCUCUUUCACCUGAAAUGGAUGCAUUUGCUUUGUUAGCAGAAGGAAGUGUGAUGGAACAAUACGGUGAUCUGGAUGGCACAGAGAAGGUAAACCAAGACCUUGUACUGACCAAUGGGGAUAAAGAUAUUAAAACUCCCGAGCAGCAUCAUAAGCCUAUUGCAAGAAUGUUGAAUUCAGAGACCAUGGAAACUUCAAUUCUGAACCCUCGUGAAUUAAGCCCACAAAAGAACAGGCUCUUGUCACCUCUUCGGUAUUCUGCACCACUGACACAUCACACUUCUCUAGUGAAACCACAGAGACAGUCCAAAUGCUUUGAGACUGGCAGCCUGAGGUCCUCUGCUUCACAAAAUGUGUUUCGAUCAUUGGAUGUCCGAAAUAUAGCAGAUCCUUCCUUUCCUAGGACUACUAGAUUUCGUGGUGUUAAAGUCGACUCACCUGGUAAAAGAUCCGAUAUUAUUUCCAAAGGCGAGGCUAGGGACAUCACAGAAAUGGCUAACAAGGCAUCCAAAGAGCCUGUGGGUUCUGUAAACAAUAUAGGUUUUCUUGCUUCACUGGCACGAAGUGCAAGCAGAGACAGUUUACAGAGCUCGUGUGGGGCUGGCAGGCUUCGGACUUCUGCCAUUACACUAUCUACAAAUCUCCAGCAUUUUCAGGAAGAAAGUCUUAGGAAAAGCUCUCCCCAAAUUGAACCUGCUGACUUUUUUCUAUCUCCCCAUGGGCUUGGAAUGAAUGGAAAUAAUCCAUCAGCAGGGAAAAGAGUAGGUGAAAAUACUCAUCAUCUUCCCCCUGUGAAAGCCCCUGUUCAGACCAAAAAGAAAACAUCGAAGCAUUGCUUUCUUUGUGGCAAGAAAACGGGACUAGCCACCAGCUAUGAAUGCAGAUGUGGAAACAAUUUCUGUGCAACUCAUCGAUACGCAGAAACACACGGCUGCACUUAUGAUUACAAGAGUGCAGGAAGGAGAUAUUUACAGGAGGCAAAUCCUGUUGUCAGUGCACCAAAACUUCCAAAAAUCUAACUAUGGUGGCACUGCCAGAGGAAAUGGAUUACUAAUGACAGAAGAAGUAUUGCUUAGACUGAAUUAAUUUUGUUCGACUCCAAAAAAAAUGAUUUGCCCAGUAACAAAAAGUACACAAUUCAUACUGUUGGAGAGUAAUGUGAACACUACUGUCAUUAACAUCUUUAUUCUUUAGUGAAUCAAAAGUUUUAAAAGUAGUUUUUAAAAAUUUACACUAUAAUGAUUUAACUUUUGUUAUUGCACGUCUUGUGUUAAGUGUUUUAUAUUUGAAAAUGCUGUUUCACUAGACAAGUCUUUAAAAGAUGCACUUUACUAAGUUGAUUUUACUGUGGAACCAACUAGAUUUGAGGGGGUGCUAAAUGAGAGUGUCAUAGAAGGUCUUCAUGUCAUGGAGUGUCUUCUAUAUUCAAUCCUACCUGUUACUGUUUUAUUUUAUUUUGUUUUUUAAUCCCAUGGGUGAUCUCAUAAGUUAAUACACUAGGAAGCUCCCCCUUCAAACCAUAUUUUAAGAGCAUUCAAUUUGUUAUGUGGUGUUUUAUUACACAUUUUUCUCUUCCAUUCAGAUUGGCAUUCAGAUAUUGUGUAUACAUUCUACAAAACAUAUCAUGUGAAUCACAAUAUAUAUUUCUUAAAACUCUGUAUGGCAGUUUUUUUAAAUAGACAAUGUCCCACUUUUUGCCAUGAAAUACAGAAAACAGCUUAUUUUAACUUUUUUGUAAUGGAUAGAUUUUUUUAAGACUUCACAACUUGGUUUGUUUUGCUAAGAUGUUGAAUACUGUUACCAAGAGAAAUUCAAAUAAAUAUUCAAUUUUA
Trichosurus vulpecula (common brushtail) is the source of this 3307-nucleotide messenger RNA. It is a transcript of the gene ZFAND4, whose product is annotated as zinc finger AN1-type containing 4. The record is from RefSeq and is a predicted model, not a curated record. Bases 278 to 2494 code for a protein of 738 amino acids. The transcript has 10 exons. Lineage: Eukaryota; Metazoa; Chordata; Mammalia; Diprotodontia; Phalangeridae. Gene Ontology annotation, molecular function: protein binding; zinc ion binding.